Messenger RNA from Tribolium madens (black flour beetle), 3742 nucleotides. RefSeq lists its product as uncharacterized. The record is from RefSeq and is a predicted model, not a curated record. Lineage: Eukaryota; Metazoa; Arthropoda; Insecta; Coleoptera; Tenebrionidae. Bases 284 to 814 code for a protein of 176 amino acids. The transcript is spliced from 3 exons.
UGUGUUUUGUGCCCGAGUCAGAGACAACGUUUAUUAGCGCGUCUGUGAGAAUUUUGUGUUUUUUGUUAUUAUUAUAUUCGCGGUCUACAAACAAUGGGACAUUCUAAAAGUGCAAGAACGUUAGCUAGGAAACUGUGGAAGUUAAAGAAGCAGCUGAAUAAAUACAACCACGUGCGGUCUCGUUCUAAUCGUCGUCUUUCAACACAGCCUUUGUCGUCGCCGUCUUGUUCCAUGUCUCCUUCAUCCAAGUCGAGAAGAUCUCUGUCAACAUGCACAUCAAGAGAUGACCUCAGAAACUUCCGCAGGGACGAUCACCAAUUUUUCGGUGCAUUCCCUGGAGUCUGGCGCAUCGCAGACUUUUUGCCUAACACCGCGCCCCCCAAGCGACAGCGACAUGGAGACGGAGCGCUUUAGUCAAGCCAAAAGAAGCGACCAGCCCCAUCCACCAGCCCUCUUGAGCCCGAAAUCUCCACCGAAAACAUGUUUUCGAGCCUGUCCGAGGAGGAAUCUCCGCCUGCUUCGAACACAUCGCCGAAAAAUAGAAGAAGAGGAGGAGGUCCUCUCAAGGCGUCCCCAAGACAGCCCCCUCGACGGUCACCACAUGGUCGGCAUUUGUGGCGGGCUUAGCCCAGAAGGUCCCCCAGGGCUCCAACCCGGCUGCUCCCCAGGGCUCCCCCCCGGCAGCCACCCAGUGCUCAGGUCCGGUCCCGCUAGCCCCCCUGGUUUCCAACCUGGCUGCCCCCCAACCGAAGGCCCCAAGAAUCCCCAUUUUUCUGGGACGCAGGAAAAUGGCAGCGGGUUUUCACUGCUGUGAAUUUACCGUUGCUGAUUUCAGGGCCUUCACCCGUUUUAUGGAUUCAGAAAAGAUUCCAUAUCACACUUUUACCCUCCCGGAGGAAAGAACCUCGAGGGGAAUCCUGCAGGGAAUCUCAGCCGUGGACUUGACGAGACAGGGUUUCAACCCUCUUCAUGUGCACCGAAUGCACGCCGGAAAGCGCCAACUCCCGUUGGUGUCACCGCUCAACUAGGUGAAGGAACUCUGGAAGGUGAAGACCGUCUGCGAUUUACUAAUCAAGGCUGAAAGCUGAAAGCAGCCCAAUGGCACCGAUGCCAGCGAACAUCAAGCGCAGAAGAACUUCACGGCAGAACACCGUUGUGUCAAGUGCGGCGAAGCCCACGAGACCAAGGUGUGCACAAAGGAGCGCGCUGCGCCUGCCAAGUGUGCCAAUUGUAAUGGCCCCCACACGGCCAAUUACAUGGGCUGCCCGAAGUUCCCAAAGCUGCCGUCUUAGCGUACCAGGACCAACGGCAAAGAGUUCGAAGAAACUGGCUGAGAAACUUUCACCCUACAUCGCUCUUUCUUCUGAAUAAUUGACGGGUGCAAACCAGCUCUUUUUUCAGGUAGCAUUUUGGAAUGCCAACGGGCUUCGAGCGGACCGAGACGAGCUCGAAGAAUUCGUCGACAGGAUGCAACUGGACAUCGUACUUCUGUGCGAAACAAAAUUGCAACCCCCAAAAAUUCGGGGAUUCACCCUCCACGGGGCGGACAGAGGAACCGGUCCAAGAGGAAGAACGGCAAUUUAUGUAAGUAACAGAAUUAAACACUUUGUUCUAGCAACACCAGAUCUUCGCAAUUUGGAAGCUGUGGGCAUCACUGUAGCCACUGCAAACGGACCUCUGCGUCUGUUCGCAUGCUACAACCGACCCCAAAUUCCAAUUCUUGAGGAGGACCUGCAGACCCUUUUCGACGCCAACACCCCAACGAUUGCUGCUGGCGAUUUCAACGCAAGCACAGCAACUGGGGGAGCCGACGCUCGAACAGAAACGGGCAAAUUCUCGACGGUUUCCCGGACCAACACCUGGACAUCACCGUCAUGGCUCCGGUAGAACCCACAUUCUACCGAAACACGGACGGCGCAACAAUCGUCAAAAAGGUCGCUCACCAGCUCAGACUGACGGUAAUAAACGACCUCUCUUCGAAUCAUAACCCCGUCCUGAUGCAUAUCAGGGACGAGGCCCGGAUGUACGUCGUUAUACCUCAGUGAAUGGAGGAAGUUCACCAAGCACCUGGUGAAGCAAUCCCACCCAUCACGUCCACGGAUGAAAUCGACGAGGCAGUCCAAAUCUUCGAAGCGACGAUCUGGGAGGCCAUCUCCACCGCCACCAGGGAACGGCAAAUUCGGACCCCAAAACUUGAGAUUCCGCGGGAGAUCAAGGAACUCAUCAGGGCAAAAAGGCAACCCAGGCGCAUUGCUCAACGUAGUGGACCGCACGGAAACCAACCGGCUGAGAUGGGAGGUCAGAAAAUCACUUUCUGACUUCAGAAAUGAGAGAUGGGAAGCCAAACUUGCUGUCGGCUGUGGGCAAGGUCGCUGAACGUCUCAUCCACUUCCGUCUUCACAAAACCACACAGGAGCGACACAUCAUCCUUGACGAGCAAUUGGGCUUCCAGUCGAAACACUCGACGACAGAUCAGCUACUACAAGUCGUAGAAUACGCUUCCAUCAGUAUCGAGUGAAAGCAAAUUACUGCUGCUGUGUUUCUUGACGUGGCAAAAGCAUUCGAUAUGGUCUGGCAUGACGAGCUUGUUUACAGGCUCUGUCAAACAGGCAUACCGCUGGCAAUGGUGCAAAUGAUCAGAUAGUUUCUCAGUGGAUGACGUUUUCAGGACUCUUCGGAGAAAUCCUUGGAGGAAUGUUUUCCAUCUUUGGAGGAAUGUUUUCCGUCACUAUUACAGCCUUAUUUCCAUCGUUGUCACUAUUCUCAUUUUCCAAAAUUAGAAUUAGAAAUUAGAUGUCAAAGGUUCCGUUGUUUCUAUGUUUCAAAAUAAUCGUAUGAAAGUUGAAAUAAUUCAACCCGAACUCACCGUUGCUAUCAAAUGGAUUCUCCAAAGGAGAGAUGGUAGGUCCCAACAGUGACGAAAUUAAAUUGUCGCAAACCGACAAGGAAUUAUUUAGUGAUUUAUUACGUCCUCCACCCAUCUUAUAUGUUUCCACCUAUUUAUAAUUUACAAUGUUCAUUUUAUUAAUAAAUACAUGUUACAUUUCUGCAAUUUCUUUUUUUCGUCGUCCUUUUUAAAUUUUCAUAGAGCAACCUCAGUUGUAUUGCUGAUCUCGGACCAAUUUUGACAACAGCAUUAAAUUGGUUGGUUAUUCUGUCCCAGACGAUUUCUGUUUUUUUUUUUUUCUGUUUUGCUGAAAAGGCGUCUGUUUCUAGAAUUCUAGAAGUCGGCAAAAAAUUCUAGAAUUGACUUGUUUUUUUUAACCAACUCUAAAAGAGUCCACGCCCGCGGAGGACCCUUCACGACCGCAGCUGGACCCUCUAUGACCGUGAUUUCAUCUUCCACGGACAUGGUUGUUGGACUCUCCGCGGUCAUGGUAGGACUCUCCGCAGUUGUGGUAGGAUCCUUCCUCCAGGUUCACGAAGUCUCCUUAUUUUCUUUCUAUGGCAAGAUAUAAAUUAUAUUAUUAUAUAAGUAUUUACUACAGUUCUGUUUAAGCUUUACAUUUUUUUCUUCAUCUUCUGGAGUAGGAGAAUGAAUAAGCAUUCGCUCAAUUUCAUCAAAUGCGUUUAAUGCAUUUAGUUCUACUAAAGAUGCCUACAAAUAUACAAAAUAAAUAAUAUUUCCGAUAAGCGUAGGUUUAAAUUUAUUUAUUAAAUAUAUUUUACAGUAAUUACCAUUUUUUGAAGUAUAAAAAUUGACAACAUUCACUACAAUCAUCAACACAUACUUUUUUAUUUU